Olea europaea var. sylvestris is the source of this 2440-nucleotide messenger RNA. Its product is annotated as ABC transporter G family member 25. The record is from RefSeq and is a predicted model, not a curated record. Gene Ontology annotation, cellular component: membrane. Gene Ontology annotation, molecular function: ATP hydrolysis activity; ABC-type transporter activity; ATP binding. The transcript has 3 exons. The coding region runs from base 178 to 2118 and encodes 646 amino acids. NCBI's taxonomy places the organism in Eukaryota, Viridiplantae, Streptophyta, Magnoliopsida, Lamiales, Oleaceae.
UUAAUGCUAUGUAGCACAUGUACAGUGGCAGUUUCAGUUUGACGUGGCAACCAUUGGGAUCGACCUCAACAUUGACUAGAAUUUUGUUAUUUACCAGCCCUCGAUUAACUAAUAAGUACUUUGUGGGCUGGCUGUUGUGGGAUCCUUCUCUCUCUCUCUCUCUCGUUAAACCAAACAAUGGCGGCGUCUGGUGAUUCUGCAGCAGAAACUUCCGUUAAUGGAGAAUGCAAUAACCUCCCUUCCAUUAUGUCUUCUCUUUAUCCAAUCACACUCAAGUUUGUGGAUGUUUGCUAUAGAGUAAAGGUGGAAAGCAAAAAACCAAAAGGCAGAAGCAUAAAGAGGAUAUUUUCCAGUGGGCCGGCUUCAUCGUCCGAUGUGGAAAAUCCUGCGGAAAUGAUUCGGGAACGGACUAUUUUGAAUGGAAUUACAGGUAAGGUGGUGCCGGGGCAAAUUUUAGCCAUCCUCGGUCCGUCCGGCAGCGGCAAAUCGACACUCUUGAAUGCUCUGGCAGGCCGGCUCCACCACGGCCACGGUCUCACCGGAACAAUACUCUGUAACAACCAGAAAUUCACAAAGCCAAUUCUGGAGAAAACUGGUUUUGUACCCCAAGAUGAUGUUCUCUACCCACAUUUAACAGUCCGAGAAACACUGAUUUUCUGCUCACUUCUAAGACUGCCCAAUUCGUUAUCAAAGAAGAAAAAAAUUUCUAUAACCGAAUCAGUGAUUUCUGAACUGGGUUUAGCGAAAUGUGAAAAUACAGUGAUAGGGAACAGCUUUUUACGUGGGAUUUCUGGUGGUGAGAGAAAGAGGGUAAGUAUAGGACACGAAAUGCUGAUAAACCCAAGUUUACUGAUUCUCGACGAGCCAACAUCAGGUCUGGACUCCACAGCGGCGUUCAGGCUGGUGGUUACGUUGGCAGCGCUGGCGAAAAAGGGGAAGACGGUGGUGACGUCGGUACACCAGCCAUCGAGCCGAGUUUACCAGAUGUUUGACUCGGUGCUAGUGUUGUCUGAGGGGAAAUGCAUAUAUUUUGGAAAGGGCAAUGAGACCAUGAGUUAUUUUGAGUCUAUCGGGUUUUCGCAAUCUUUUGCCAUGAAUCCUGCUGAGUUCAUGCUUGAUCUCGCUAAUGGGGUGUGCCUGGAUGAGAAGGAGAAGCCUGAUGUGAGGCAAACCCUUUUAUCCUCGUACAAUAGUUUAUUGGCUCCAAAGGUGAAACGAGAAUGCUUGGAUGCCCCAAUUGUGGCACCAAAAGGGAUUAUCAAUGGGAAUCUCACAAUAAAAUAUUGCAGUAAUUUUUCCAUUUGGUUCAGUCAGUUCAGCAUUCUUCUACAAAGAAAUCUCAAGGAGAGAAAGCACGAAAUGUUUAAUUACUUGAGGGUUUUCCAAGUAAUUGCAGCUUCAUUAUUGGCGGGCUUUAUGUGGUGGCACUCAGAUUAUCACGAUAUUCAAGACAAUCUUGGACUUCUAUUCUUUAUUUCAAUCUUCUGGGGUGUUUUCCCAUCUUCCAGCGCUGUUUUCGCCUUCCCUCAAGAACGCGCUAUUUUCGUAAAGGAAAGGGCUUCGGGUAUGUACACGCUUUCAUCCUAUUUCAUGGCACGAAUCACCGGGGAUCUACCUAUGGAGUUGGUCCUUCCAACCUUAUUCCUCACCAUAGUUUAUUGGAUGACUGGCUUAAAACCCGAACUUCCUCACUUUCUCUUGACACUAAUGGUCGUGCUCAGUUACGUGCUUGCGUCACAAGGGCUUGGCCUCAUGCUCGGGGCGUUGAUCAUGGAUGCAAAGCAAGCUUCCACAGUUGUGACAGUUACAAUGCUAGCAUUUAUUUUGACAGGAGGGUACUAUGUGCAUAAAGUUCCACACUUAAUGUCAUGGAUUAAAUACGUUUCAACGACAUUUUAUAGCUAUAGACUUCUCAUCCAUGUCCAAUACGGAGAAGGAAACAGAAUUUCUUCAUUGCUCAACUGCACCUCCAGUGAUUACUAUAGAUCAAGCUGCAAAUUUGUUGAUGAAGACAUAAGAAUGCAAAUUCAUCCCCUGAUCAGUGUUGGUGCAUUGUUUAUUAUGUUUGUAGGGUAUAGAUUGUUGGCCUAUUUUGCUCUAAGACACAUCAGAGGUUAAAAGAUGAUGCUUCACAACAAAGAACACAAAUUCAGUCUCGUUGAUUCAUGUGGAUAUUUAAAUCGUUGGUCCGUCCCCAUCGAAAGAAGAUAACCUUACUAUGUUAGAAGAUCAAUGGAUUUGCUAGCUCCUAAUUUUUAAACAAGAUGUGAUGUGAUAGAAAAUUAAAGGAAUUGUCCAAUUCCUAUCUGUACCUGGGAUAGUAGGGAUAUAUGUUUAAAUAAUCUAAGGACAAAUUAUUAUAAGAGGAGUGAGUACUGUUAAAUGUUAAUGUUUGUCAUCACUUGCCUAAUGCUUAUACAAAAUUUUUUAAUAGAUUAGA